Drosophila subpulchrella is the source of this 1830-nucleotide messenger RNA. RefSeq names its product paternally-expressed gene 3 protein. NCBI's taxonomy places the organism in Eukaryota, Metazoa, Arthropoda, Insecta, Diptera, Drosophilidae. The record is from RefSeq and is a predicted model, not a curated record.
AUGGUAAGUUUCGGUUCUAGGGGGAAUCACCUCCACCUCCACGCCUCUUUCCCUUAUCCCUAUCUACUUUUCAUGACCUGCUUGCAGAAGUUUUACGUCAUCGCUUUGGCCUUUGUCGGCAUCGCCGCCGCUGACGUCAGUCACCUUAAGAUGGGCCUAUCCGCCGAUGGAGGCUAUGGACUCUCCACCUCUUCAUCUUCAUCCUUCUCGUAUUCAUCUUCCUCGGAGGUAGCGCCAGGUGGUGAUUCCAGCUCUUACCAACCCGCUGAAUACACUCACGAGCAUUUGAAGUCGGCUGAGGUCAGCCCUGGAGGUGAUGCUAGUUCCUACCAACCCGCUGAAUAUACUCACGCCCAUCUCAAGGCUGCUGAGGUUGUUCCUGGUGGCGAAUCGAGCUCUUACCAACCCGCUGAAUACACUCCCGAGCACUUGAAGGCUGCUGAAGUGGUCCCUGGUAGCGAAUCGAGCUCCUACCAACCCGCUGAAUACACACCCGAGCAUUUGAAGUCUACUGAUGUGGUUCCUGGUGCCGAUUCGAGCUCUUACCAACCCGCUGAAUACACUUCCGAGCACUUGAAGUCUGCUGAAGUGGUUCCUAGUGGAGACGUUAGCUCCUACCAAUCCGCUGAAUACACUUCCGAGCACUUGAAAUCUGGUAAAUUUGCUUCUGGUGACGAUGCUAGCUCCUACCAACCCGCUGAAUACGCUUCCGAGCACUUAAAAGCCGCUGAGGUUGCUCCUGGCAGCGAUUCGGGCGCCUACCAACCCGCUGAAUAUACUUCCGCCCAUCUCAAGGCUGCUGAGGUUGUUCCUGGUGGCGAUUCGAGCUCCUACCAACCCGCUGAAUACACACCUACCUUUCUUAAGCAGUCUUCCCCCGCUUCUGUUGCCGCUGAGGUUGUUCCUGGUGGCGAUGCCAGCUCCUACCAGCCCGCUGAAUACACACCCUUUCAUCUUAAGGCAUCCGUUCCAGCAGCGGUUGAAGUUGAUACUUAUGCACCAGAGCCCGCUGCUAUUGGAGCUGAUACCUACACCCCGGCUGACCAAGAUGCUCACUACAAGUAUGUCCAGGAGCAGCAGCAGGAGCAGGAGCAAGAGGCUGUUGUUCCCGGGGGAGAUUCUAGCUCUUACCAGCCCGCUGAAUACACUCCUGCCUAUCUUAAGCAGACCUCUUCUGCCGCCGUUGUUGCAGAGGCUGCUCCUGGAGGCGUUGCUACCUCCUACCAACCCGCUGAAUACACUCCCGUUCAUCUCAAGGCUUCCGUUCCAGCAGCAAUUGGAGCUGAUACUUAUGUACCAGUACCCGCUGCUAUUGGCACUGAUACCUACACCCCGGAGAAGUUUAUCCCCCAGGCUGAUCAGGAAGUCCACUACAAGUACGUCCAGGAGCAGCAUGAGCAGGAGCAGGAGCAGGAGGCGGUUGUUCCCGGUGAAGAUUCUAGCUCUUACCAGCCCGCUGAAUACACGCCUGCUUACCUGAAGCAGUCCGUUGUUGCUUCCGCUGUUUCUGGAGCUUCGGUCCAGAGCGGUUACGUUCAGAACCAGGUCUCGUCCGUCGUCCACGGAUCGGAUGUCAGUAGCUAUCAGCCUGCCCAUUUGAUCGCCGCCUAUGUCAAGGGACAGGCACCAGCCGCCAUUGGAGGCAACACCAUCACACCUGCUCAUCUGUACGAGGAGCCCGCCUCGAAUGGCAUCGAGGAGUUCAAUCCCGAGACCCACGAGCCCGAGGCCAUUGGUGCCGACACCAUCACUCCUGCCCAUCUGCAGGCCACCUACUCGAAGGCCGGCCAGGAGACCCAGUACGCCUCCAACGGAGGUUAUGUUUACUAA